Leptopilina heterotoma is the source of this 2473-nucleotide messenger RNA. RefSeq names its product steroid hormone receptor ERR2 (gene Err). The transcript has 8 exons. Bases 381 to 1499 code for a protein of 372 amino acids. Gene Ontology annotation, biological process: regulation of DNA-templated transcription. Gene Ontology annotation, molecular function: DNA-binding transcription factor activity; sequence-specific DNA binding; steroid binding. Gene Ontology annotation, cellular component: nucleus. NCBI's taxonomy places the organism in Eukaryota, Metazoa, Arthropoda, Insecta, Hymenoptera, Figitidae. The record is from RefSeq and is a predicted model, not a curated record.
CAUUCAAUCUAUUACUUAUAUAUACACUUGCGAAAACACCUGUCUGUCUUUUUUUAAUCAAUACAAUUAAAAGAGCAAAUUUUUUAUAUAAAAAAAGUGUUUGUUUAAUAGGCUCAAAAAUAUAUCACCAUAGAAUAGAAUAAACUGGUGUAGGAUAGAAAAUAAAGAUUGUUAUACACAUAUAUAGGAAUAUUUUAUGCUGGCAAUUCGUAAUCGAACGGAUGACUAUUCAAUCAAUCUUGAUAUGUGUUUAUAGUUAUAUAUUUUGAUCGUAAUUUUACAAAAUAUUAACUGCAAGGGAAAUAUCGAGUUAAAUUUGAAAGAACGAGGUGGUCAUAACAAUAGUGUCAGAUGAAUGAAAUGAGACAUUUUGAAAGAAAAUGGAUUUACCAGAUUAUGGAGGUGGUUGUGGUAGAAGCCCCGAUAGUCCAGAAGUGCACCACUGCUCUUCAACUACACAACAGUUGGGGAUAUCAGAGAAUGGAGUUAAAGAGGAAGAUAUGAUGCCAAGGAGAAUUUGCCUUGUUUGUGGGGAUGUUGCAAGUGGCUUUCAUUAUGGCGUUGCAUCUUGUGAAGCAUGUAAAGCAUUCUUCAAAAGAACGAUACAAGGAAACAUUGAAUACACUUGUCCAGCUAAUAGUGAAUGUGAAAUCAACAAACGAAGAAGAAAAGCAUGUCAAGCUUGCAGGUUUCAAAAGUGCUUAAGACAGGGAAUGCUAAAAGAAGGUGUCAGACUGGACAGAGUAAGAGGAGGUAGACAAAAAUACAGACGAUCUACAGAUCCAUAUAUACCUGGUAAAUCAACAAAUCUUGAAGACAAUAAAAUGAUAGAAGCAUUAAUUGCCUGUGAACCAGAUUUGCUUCAAGUAUCAAAUCUUUCUCACAAUAUGGACACUGACCAACGAAUUCUGGGACAAUUGUCUGAUCUUUAUGAUCGUGAAUUAGUAGGCAUAAUUGGUUGGGCAAAACAGAUACCAGGAUUCAGUAGCUUAGCUUUAAAUGACCAAAUGCACCUUUUACAAAGUACUUGGGCGGAAAUCCUAACAUUUAGUCUAGCUUGGAGAAGUAUUCCAAAUACAGGGAAACUAAAAUUCGCUCAAGACUUUAUAUUAGAUGAAAAUCUUUCACGAGAAUGCCAUUGUGUGGAUCUUUAUAUGCACUGUGUACAAAUUGUUGAAAGAAUACAAAGAUUGGGCUUGACACGUGAAGAAUAUUACAUACUAAAAGCACUAAUCCUAGCAAACAGUGAUGUAAGAUUGGAUGAACCGCAAGCUCUUUAUCGUUUUCGAGACAGCAUCUUAUAUUCUUUGUCGGAUUGUGUAGCUUCCGUACGACCUGGUCAAGCUCUGCGAGCUAUACAAAAUAUGUUCCUAAUUAUGCCUGGUCUUAGACAAGCAGAUGGUAUAGUGAGAAGAUUUUGGUCAAAUGUUUAUCGAACUGGCAAAGUACCGAUGAAUAAGCUAUUUGUGGAAAUGCUUGAAGCUGCGGGAUAUCGAUGAGUGAAAAUUCACAGUAAGAAAAUAUUAAAAUUACUAAGACACGACUCAAUGAUAAAAAAACAAUUCUCUCCAGAGAAAUGCUGAAAUAUUACUCGACAUUUUGAUUAAAUCUUUUACAAUGAAAUUUUUUGUACAAAAUGUUCACCUGUAAAGAAAAGGAACACUAUAUUUCUGUUAGAAUGACAUUACGAAUAUUUCUGUAUUUCUCUUAUUAAUGAGUAAAACAAAACAAUUGAAUUAUUUUAAUUUAGUGUUAUUUUUACUUCUUUGAAAGUAUCAGGAGUAUAAAAAUGCCAAAGAGUAAUUAGAUGUUUAGUUUAUAUACAAACAUAUUAUAUAUAUAUAUAUAUAUAUAUAUAUAUAUAUAUAUAUAUAUAUGUAUAAAGGCAGCUAUAUUCAAAACAAGUUAAUUUUUAUACUGUAAAAAUCAUUGAAUCGUGACUUCAAUUUAUAGAAAUGAUAAAAUUGUGUGAAUAGAGAAAGAAAGUAUUAGGAAAAUUAUAUAUAUUAUUGUAUAAGAUCCACGCUUGAAAAAUUUUAAUAGAUGCAUAGAAUUGCUGUGUAGAUAAAAAAGUAAAGUUGUUCACAUGUGCCGCAAGUAAUAAAACUGUAUGAAGGAAAUAUAUUCAGGGAUAUUUUGUAUAUAAUUAUUGCUGUUAUAAAAAAACCGCUUUAAAUUCAAUAGCGAAUAAAAUUUUUGACUUUCACAAAUUAAUAGAAAAAAAUAGACAUGAUUUCUAUUAAUAACAAAAGAGAAGUCUUGUGAUGAGUAAUAAAAAUUGCUUUUUCUUAGUUUAUGAAAAAUUAACUGAGUUAUAAGUUUCUUCUUUUUUUUUUGUUUUUUGCUUUAAGAAACUUUAUUUUAAGUCAUGUUUUGAUUUCUUGGUAAUAACAUUAAACUUUUAUACUUAUCAAACAAUGUAAAAUUAUCAAAAUUUCUGUAUAUUGUAAUAAAUCAUAAAUUUAUUUAAUUA